AGGAGCCUUGUUGAUGUUAAGGGAUACGAGGCGUAUGUUAUUCAUAAGUUUCCUGAAAAUGUAAGUAGAAUACAGCUACUGUAAUGCAGUUUAUUUGGUUUGCGGUAGUUUGCUUGCAAUGCCAAUGAACUUUUCCCAUACUAUCUUGUUGACCAGUUAAUUUUUGAGUUGCAUACACUUAUGAUUUGCGUACACUGAUGAGUUCAAUGAGUUUAAAUUGGUUAGUUGUCUAAGGGGUAAUGAAAGGGUGACAGUAACAUGGAGAUUUCAAAUACACAGCUGGUGAGACUAUUCUAGAAGAAAAGAAAUUUAUUGCAUGGAUGGGAAACGCAUUAUAAGAAAGAAAAUCACAGACACCCACAGAAAUGAGUACCACUAACUAAUCUAAUCCACACAGUCAUAAUGAAGUAAUAGCUUUCAAAAAUGCUAUGCACCUAGAAUAAAAAUAAAUCUGGGCAAAGAAUAUCUAUUGGAUAUUUAUUUAGCAUUUUCAUUUGUUAUAUUUUUUCUAUUAGCAAAUAUCCCCAUCUGAACUAUCUAGUACUACGCUAAAACCACAGAAAGGAACUUAAUGGAUUAAAUCAUAUUUGGCCUGUCUCUGGGUAGAAACGACAACCUGUACUUAUACUGGUCUAUGGCAUGGACGUACUCACUUGUAUGUCUAUGUCCCGCUUGUUAAUACUGUGUGGCUUGAUGCUAUCCAGGGUCUCCAUAUGAUGCUGUAGUAAACAUUGAUUUUAGGUCAGGCUUUGCUUAGGCGCAAGAUGAUGUGGCUGAUGAUGUAGCAGGUUUCUUAAUUAAACUUGUCUACUAGGAGUCACCAUCUGACCUGGUUGUGACUGACGAGUGGCAUGUACUGACCACUGGUAUUUUAGGUUAGGGAAAGCAUUGGGGGGUGGGGGGGGGUUCUACCUAGCAGCAUGAGCAUGUAAACAAUAACACAAAGGCAUGGUACAGGAGAUACAUUUUUUUAAAAUCCACUUGGUCUUAACAACUCGUGUGUUUGUAGUAUCUAACUAAGUUGAUGAAAUACAAGGUUAUAUAACUCAUAGGUUCACAACCAUUGGUAUAUGGACUGGUGCCUCUCUGCAGAAAUUUCCUGCUGGCCUGCAUAACUUUAUUUCAAGUAACGUUUGCUUCUUUAAAAGUUUCAAACAUUCAGAUGUGAAUUUUUUUUUCCAGCUUUUUCUAUCAUGAAAGAAAGAAAAAGGAAUAGAAGAUAUAAGUGAUAUGUUAAAUAUAAUUGAUAUCAUGUUAAAUGUAAUUGAUAACAUGUUAAAUGUAAUUGAUAUGUUAAAUAGCUAAUGGGUUAAAUAAAAGAUUUUCUCGAAGUCAUGUAGUACUUCCUGUUGUGAGUGUUUGAUCAAAGUCUUUACUACUGUAGGCUGUAAUUUAUUUAUAUGUCUUUAUUUAUAUCUUAUAUAUACAUUUAUUAAUGAGGUUUAGAAGAAUCAAGAAAUAUAUAUCCAUGAGGUGCUGACAUCACAUCUUGAUUAUUCAGAAGACAUAAGAAACCAGUUGCAGCCGAUAAAAAUUUGGGCAAAAAUAUUGGGGGGGGUAAAUCCUGUCUUGGAUAAUAAGAUAAAAUAAUUUCAGUGCGUAUGUCAGCCAAGUUUAAUUUUGCCCAAGCUUGAAUGCACGUAAUGAUUGCUAUAAGUUGACAUCAUCUGUCUGAUGAGUGGCACCAUAUUUAACAUGCAGCUGCAUUACAAAGUAGGAUCACAGGGUAAUAUUUAUAAACCAACCAAGGAGGUAAAUCUGCUUGUUCAUUCGUGUAAUUUCCAGUCUUUGUGCAUUUUAAUUUGGCCAGGUUUUAAGUACCCCUAAAAGAAAUUUCGAUUUAAUUUACGCUGCAUCUAUAGUUGACACCUAUCUUACAGGUCUUGCUCUGGGUGCAUCAAAAAUAUUAGUAGUUGUUGUUGUUGUUUUUUUGUUGUUGUUUUUUUUUUUUGGGGGGGGGGGUUGUAUUAGACUCAAGUAAUGAAUAAAUAAAAUUUUUCCCCACAAAGCAUGCUCUAUUUAGUUACCCCCCUACCUGAAAUAUCUUGCUCUGAGUGCAUCUAAAAUAAUAGUUUUUUGGGGUUUUUUUUUAAGGGGCUAAAAUAACGAGGUCACAAAAUAUUUCCUCAUGAAGCAUGCUUUUCAGAUUUGUUCAUGUUAUUCUAGGCUCAGAUUUAAUGAUUGCUUUUAAAAUUAUUAAAUGUUCAUUGAAUUUGUCUAUGCUUUGUCUGAAAUGUGACCUUGUUUAGUUUAGCACAUCCUACACAUCUUUUCUGUUGUGUCUUCUAGUAUCUUGAUUUUGGAGUGGUAUGUUUAUGUCAACAAAUUAUUCUCAGAUAAUUUGCUUUAUUCAUAAUACUUUGGGUCAUACUUUUUUUUUUUAUAAUAAGCCUCUUACCUUUGGCUCUUGGAUCCUGGAGUAAUUUUAGGAACCCAUUAACAUUUUUCCAUUAACAAGGCUCAGAUCAUUGUGCCAAAACACCAAUAUGUUGCUCUUCCUGAUUGGGGUCUCCCAAAUUAUGGGAGAGGAAAAAAAUGGAAUUAAAAUGGAAUUAGCUUGAUCACAGGCCAUUAAUAUUUCAAAUUGGUCUGACCAAGUCAAAGAUUUGAGAAACCCUUCAUUGGAUCUACCAUGAUAUAACUAUAUCUAUCUAUCCAUACAUAUAUAUAUAUAUAUAUAUAUAUAUAUAUAUAUAUAUAUAUAUAUAUAUAUACACAGUAUUAUAUAUCUCAGUGUGUGUUUGUUUUUUUCAAAAUACUCAAAAAAUAUAUUUCAAAUUGGUCUGACCAAGUCAAAGAUAUGAGAAACCCUUCAUUGGAUCUACCAUGAUAUAACUAUAUAUAUCUAUCCAUACAUAUAUAUAUAUAUAUAUAUAUAUAUAUAUAUAUAUAUAUAUAUAUAUAUAUACACCGUAUUAUAUAGCUCAGUGUGGGUUUGUUUGCUUCAAACUACUCAAAAAAGACUGGACGUAGAGUGUUGAAAUUUUGCACAGAUAUCUAUUAUCCUAGAAUCAGAAUAGGCUUUGUCAUAUUUUUUUUCACCUGACCUCAGGUUGGUCAUGUUGGCCAAAAUUUGUGGUUUUCAUUAUAUGAGCCAUACAAAUUCCAUGGAGAAGUGUCAUGUUUUGCACUGUGGCUAGGUCGGUCAUGAAUGUACAAUAUAAGUGCAUUGUGUUGAGUGUUAAUUUACUUUGACGUCUGAACUUUGUGAAAAGUAUCCUUAUUGAAUAAUCACUCAUAGACAGGGGUGAUCAACCUUUUUUUCCUAAAUAGCCACGGUUGUGGUGAAUGGAAAGUAAAAUACACCACACUAUAAUAUAUAAAUCAUUAAACAUUGCUAUUAAAUAAAAUUAAAUGAAGAGAUAAGCUGAUUAAUCAUAUUUUAACGAAACUUAAAUGUGAACUUUGACCUUCCUUUUCUUGAACAAGCUGCACAACUUUUAGUUCCAUUCUUUUACUUGCUACUCAAGGUGCAGCUCAUCGCUGCUUCUAAUUACUCCAAACAACAAUAAACUCGAAAUAUGUAUUUUGGAAUGAUGAACCCUCUUGUUCAGUGGUUCUCAACCUUCCUAAUGCAGCGACCCUUUAAUACACAUCCUCAUGUUGUGGCGACCCCCAGCUCCAAAACUAUUUUCUUUGCUACGUCAUAGCUGUAGAGCAUAUGUGUUUUCAGAUGGUCUUAGGCGACCCCUGGAAAAGGGUCAUGCGACCCCCAAAUGGGGGCGCAACCCACAGGUUGAGAACCGCUGCUCUUGUUGCUAUUGCUGAUUCACAGAAUGAAAACAAUCCAAACACUGAAAAUACUUGUGAAAUGCCCAGUUUCAAUAUCACAAGAUUUCUGUCAGCUGUAAUCAGUAUCUCCUCAAAAGUUGUUUUUUUUCUUUUUGAAUAGAAAUGUAAUGUUAAUAAAAUUGUAGCAGUCAGUAGGCAAUUUUCUUAUCUACAUUAAACUUAGAAAAACUAUGCGAUUACCUUUUUUUUGAAUAACAAAAUUUUUAUAAACUUAAAAUAUUUUGAGAGUCAUUUUUAAUUUUACUUUCAAAAAAAUAUUUUAUGAGUUGAUUCCAUGAUAAUGACUUUAUGUAAAAAACAUUUGGUAAAUUUUUUAUCAUUUAAUAAAUUAUUGUUAAACCAUUUCUACAAUUUGAAUGAACUAAAAUGAUAAUAUUGAAGUGAUAUGUAACUCUCAUUAAACAUACUAAAAUCUUAUUUAUUUUGUUAAUGCAAACAAGUUGACAAUUUCAUAGAAAUGAUUUAUUUUUAGAAUAAAACACACCUUUGGUGAGAUUGGAUACAUUCAAGUAUAGUAUUUAACCACAUAGAAUGCGAGGAAUUAAUGGAAAAAAUGUUACUUAAAAAUUAGGGGUUUGCAUUAUACAUGGCUGGGCAUAUCAGCAAUGUUUAAUUAAACAAUAUGUACACUUCUAAUAAGUUCUAUGAAAACCAAAUGUACUUGACCUACUUGCUUCAUAUACGUGAAUUGUAUUAUACAUGGUAAUAUAUGGUACAAAGAAGCCAAAAGGAGCACAAUGAAAAAAAUGAGGGCAUGAAAGAAUAACAGCAGGCAACUGCUCUUUAAAUUAUAAAUUUAGCACAGGCUAUUUCAGGUUGAGGUAUUGGAGCUGCAAGUUCUUUUAUUUACAUACAAAUGAGCUGUAUUAAUAGGCCUACUGUGAAGGCUUCUAUGGGAAUUGAUGGGUCUGUCUGACACUUAAUAAUCUUGAUAAACACAACGGGGGGUUAUCGUUUUCCUGAAAGUAACAUGGGCUAGGUCACUUACUUUUGGUGCAACAGACCCAAUUUUAGUAAUUUAAAAGGCCACAUCUCUGGCAUUUUUAACCUCUAUUAAUGAGAAACCUUUAAAACGUUACCUUGAGUAUUUAUUCAAAGGAUUUGGUAAGGCCCCAUUAGAAAUGAUAACUUUGGUCUAUGCUAUGUUCCUUUAUUUUAAGGCAUGAGGCCCAAUUUAUAAAUGGAAAAGGCUAAAUCUCUGGCAUUUUUUCCAAACGGUUUUAAUGAGACAACUUUUAAAGAUUACUGUAAUAUUUUUCUUAAGGGUCUUGAUAGGGCUAGAUCUUUGAGUGAACAUUUGUGCACCUCAUGGUUAUGGGCCAUUCGUGACAGUUAUCCAAGAAACAAUUUUUGAAUGUUAAGGUUAGGGAUGUUAAUGUAAAUCAUUUUUAAGUGAUAGAUUGAAUGGCGCCUUAUUGAUCGAACCCUAACCUGGGCUUUUGAUAAUAUUAUGUACUUUCUUUAUUCACAUGCUGUUAUACAAAAUGGCUUGGUAUCGGGAAAAAUUAAGGUUUUUUAAUAUCACAGCAUGUCCAGAUAUAGCUCUCUUACAUAAAGAAACAUGGGCAAUUUUUUUGGCAGGGGAACAGACGUAAUUUUUCUUUCUUAAAUUAUUUUUGAUCUAACAAAACCUUUUGAAUAUUUUUUGUCUUUUUUAACCAACUGUCCAUAACAUAUCUCAUACUAAAUCACACCUUUCCACCUUGACAAGUUUUGACCUAUCUACAUUAAUGUAUUGGCAUCCUCCCCCCCCCCUCCCCCCUGUUCAAUAACACACAACUUAUCUAAGAGUGGAGGAUGUAUGGGUAGCUAUCUAUUGUACUCACUUUUCAUAUAUAGUCUUUAUAAAUGCAAGAGGCUUUACACAUAUGAUUUUUUUUUUUUCUAAUUUGGUUAUAACUCAGCUCAACUAUUAGAAAAGUUAUUUGGAAAUGCUAUCAGUUUUGUAGUAAACAACUCCAUUUUAACAAAAUUUAAGGCAGAUAUUGAUAAUGAUUGAGAUGUUCAUUAAACUGUACUCCUGCUUCUGGUUGUUCUUAAUCAGAUGCACUAUUCCUGGAACAUAAGAUAUUAUUGACAUUUAAUUUUACAUUAAAAAAAUUAUUAUUAUUUUAAGCUAAAAGUUAUAAUUAUUUUUUUUUAAUCAAUUAAAUAGUACUACUAUUAUUAAUAAUAUCAAAAAAUGUUUUUAAAUCUUUUAAGGCUAUUUUAAAUGGAAAUAUUUAUGAAUGCUGAAUAAUAAUAUAGGGUUUAAAAUUUAAACUCCACGGCGUUGAUCAAUUUAUCUAUAAUUGUAGUAUCGAAGUUGUUUUUUAAGAAAUAAAAAAAAUUACAUAUUUUUUUAAAUACGCUCUGAUAAUAUCCAGUAAUUAUGUAUAACGUCAAUGUUCAUUUUAAUUGAGAAAUGCAAUUAAGUUUUAGAAAUGUAUUAUAGGACAUGCCUUAAGAAAGACCCAACUUAAUUAGGGCUUCAGUUAUUUCAUGGCAGAACUUAUGAAAGCAAUUUUAUAGAUGGCUCCUUCUAUUUCCUAACUCAGGUGUCCACCAACUUGUCCAUCCCAAGCUUUUGCUUUCCUGACGCUUCCAUUUUCAAACCAGGUUCUGUUUCUGCAACCAGGUAAGAACAUUUUUUUUUAAAGAUCUGAGUCAGUAAGAGUUUGGUGUCAUCUAUUUUUAGUCUUAUCAGACCUGUCAUUUUGCUUGAAGAGGUUGAUUUUUAAAAGCCAUUGAUCCUCACUCCCAAAAUUUGAUAAAUUCUGUUAAGUCACGUAAGGAAGAGUGACUUGUGAUCCAUUUAUUAUGUAUUUAUUUAGGCAAUGCAGUAAUUUUGCAUUUGUUUCACACCUUUUACAAAAUGCCUUGUUAUUGAAAAUAAUAUACCAGCAAAUAAUGCUUACAUUUAUUAAGUUAUAAUACAAACUUUUUACACUGAUACUUUUGAAAUUUUAAAAUAAACUUUUUUUUUUUUAAAUUUAGCCCACUAAAAAUGCAUUUUAUAAAUAUAUUUUAUUUUGAUAUUAGUGCAUGCAGAUGGCAAUAUCUGAAUUAUUUGUUUGAUUAAAAAUUUAGUUUUUUAAAAAACAUGUUCAUCCUAAAUAAAACAUCCAUUUUGUCAGUGAAUCAUACUCCUUUGUAAUGACUUAUGGUGAUGGCUCUCGGGUCUAUGGCUACUGUCGAAGGAUACAGGUGAGAAUAUCAAUUUCGACAAAGUGAUAAACUAUUUUACAUUAAAGGUAUUAGAUGCUUAGGAACAAAGCUAGCUACAGGUUAUGUCUAAAAUUUAAUGACAUCAUUGUUCUCUUUUGUGAAAAGCCCCCUGACGUCAGUCUUCCAGAAGUGAUAUGCAUCAUCAGCCCCAUUGACGCUUUCAACAUGUACAAUGAGGUGAGUCAUUAGAGGUUGAAAAUAUGAUAUAUAUAUUCAGGUAUUUUUAUGUCACCUUUAUUCUUAUGCUGAGGUUCUGGUUGUCUCUGUACUUUCUCUGUCUGCUCUUGAUGUGCAUCCACAGAGCUUUGGUACCAGUAUGCUAUCUUUUCUUUACAUAUUGCAUAAAAGUUUACAUAUUCUAUCAGAAGGCAGUAAUGGAACUCUGUAAAACAAGAUUAGCAAUCCAUACAAGUCUUUCUCUCCAUAUACAUUUAUAAAUAUAUAUACAUUUACAUAUGUGCACACGCACAUGCACACACACACCUGAUGUUGCUUUUUGUUGCUUGACAGUUUGCAUUGCUUUCAUUUUGAACUGUUUUGUGUGUGUCUUAUUUUCAACCCAGCUUAAUUUCCAAUCAAUGUUCUUCAAAACAUGACUAACAAGAACUCAUGAUAUUUCCCUCAGUACAUGCACACACACAACACAGACAAGGAUUAUCACCCCGACAGUGUCCACCCUAAAAGUUGUGUUAUGAUUAUGAUAAUCCAUUAAACAUUUGUUCAAAUAUUUUAAAGGCUUAAUUCAGUUUGUAAAGGGGUAAACUGCACCUUCAGUUAUUGCCGGAAUGCUAAAUGUAAAAUUUUCUCAGUUGGUACACAAAAGCUAAACCUCUUGUUAUCAGUUGUUACUUAAAUUAAGUUUGUCCUUUUCCAGCUUCUUAAUGAAAUUGAAGCCAGGCGAAAAAUGUCAAUGGAUGUGGCAUUGGAACUCAUUGCUGCAUCAUUUGGUCGACCACUUCCAAAACCUGGAAAAGUUAUUCACAUUAGAACAUUGGUGAGUUGCCAGUUUAUGUUUAGCACCGGUGGAACUGCAUUUUUAAAAUAUUUGCUUAUCAGCUGCUUUGCAGAUUUAAAAAAAAAAUUUAAUUCACAUAUAAAAUGUAUGUAGAAAUAUGUUAUAAUUAUAGAAAUUACCAAUAUUAAAUUUAAUUUAUAGAAAAUUGUUUUUUCAAUAAGUAAAUAUGGGAUUAAAAUAUAAAUUUCAGAUUCUUUAAACUGGAAUCAGCGGUACAAAUAAAAUGAAUGUUCAAUUUAUGGCCAAUUGCAUUAUUAUAUGAAAAGCCAUAUGAUAAAAAUCUACUAUCUGUAAACACGAAUGGUGUUUUAAAUAUUUUUGCAUAUGUACAUUGCCUAGUAUCUCAAAACAUAACAUUAGCUCAGAUAGUAAUUUGUAUCAUUUGAGGAAUAAUCAGAGCAGCAUGGUAGCUCUUGAGAAUCCCUUCUAGGUUAUUAAUUACAUUACUAAAUUCAGAAAUUCUUGUUGCUUAGAGCGGUGGUCUAAAAUAAAGCAUGCAUGAAUUUAAUACAAUGAUUUCAGUAUCAAAAAUCCUAUUUUAUCGUAAAUAAUUAUUUAAAUAUAUAAUUAAUUACCGACAACUUGUAGUUCAAUCUUAACAAGCAAUUGGAAUAAUGUUAUCCAUGAUAAGGGAACUGAUAAUAUUACAUGGUGUUAUGGAAAAUGUAAAGAAUAAGAUUCAAUCAAGUUGUAAGAUUAUGGAAAUAAGGAACACAGGUCAGGGAGUACUUUAAGAAAAAAAAAGAAUCAACAAAAUGGAAAUGUAUUAAGGGAAUUUUUUUUUUUUUUUAAAUAUAUUUUAUAUCCGGACAUUUAAUUUAACUUUCUGACUAUCUCUUCUGUUCUAAAUUGUUGGUGAGUAAGACUUUCAUAAGUACCGUCCGUUAAAAAAAAAAAAGAAUAAACAAAAUGGAAAUGUAUUAAGGGAAUUUUUUUUUUUUUUUUUAAUAUAUUUUAUAUCCGGACAUUUAAUUUAACUUUCUGACUAUCUAUCUCUUCUGUUCUAAAUUGUUGGUGAGUAAGACUUUCAGCAGUACCGUCCGUUUACUUGUCUUGUUGUUUCAACCUUUUUUGUUCACACAGCUUAAAUGAAGUGUCUACCAUAUUAUUAAUCAAGGGAAGCUCCUUCCAAAUAGAUUAGGAUUUUGAAUUAUCAUUUUAAAAAAACUUUUAAUUUAAAAAUUGAUUCAUUGCUUUAUAUAUUUAUUUGUCCAACUUACAUAUGUUGUUCCACUAUUUAUUUACAAGCCAGGCUGUCCAACUGGCUGUCUGCAAUGGUGUGCGCAGCCCUUGGCAGUAUACAUUGCAGCCUGUGACUUAUUAAACAUCUUUUAAAAAAAACCAAAAAAAACAGAACAUUUGACUGCAAUAUCUUUAAAACUUAUCAGACUUAAACUGUGUCACCUUAAUGUGUCAGAUGUUAUAAUGUAUGUAUUCUAUUGAAUUAUAUAUAAAUAAUUAUAACCUUUUGAUGUAAUAUGUUAUUAUGCUUGUCAGUGGGGUGUAAAGGCCCACUAUGUAACAUGAGUUUAAAGUUAUCCAAUCAUAGCAUAAUCUGUUCAAAGAGAGGGCCUACCAUAUCUGGCAAAGGAUUGAAUUACUCCUUUAAUUUCCAGUCAAAACAUGAUUCAUUCAGUACAUUUUGGGAAUAUAUAAAAAACAGGGUAUGUUAACAUAUUUAACUUUAAGUUGGGAAUAUAAAACACAGGGUAUGUUAACAUAUCUAAUUUUAAGUUGGGAAUAUAAAACACAGGGUAUGUCAACAUAUUUAACUUUAAGUUGGGAAUAUAAAACACAGGGUACGGUAACAUAUUUAACCUUAAGUUGGGAAGUCUAAACAAGAUAAUGCUGGACAGAAAACUGACAGUGUGUAGAUUAAAGAUUGCAAGGCUAAAACAUCCUUGUCCUGUAUUAAAAUGUCGAUUCUCAUCACAAAUAGCCCUACCUUGUGCAUUAGUUAUUGUAUUUCAUUGUAAACUUUAGAGAAAGAAAUCAAGAUACACUUAUUAAAAAACAACAUGAGCUGUUCAAAGUGAAAUGUACAUGCAUGGUGGCCUCUGAAAUUUAUUGUUCUACAAGCAUGCUGAGUGCAUGGCUUCAACAGCAGUUCUGAAGCCUUUUUAACCAAUGUACCCCUGGACCUUACUGUGAACCCUUUUUAAAAAAAAAAUGUACCCCAAGGACUCAUGUGAAACCAUCACAUAUUGCUUGUCAGUUUGUGAUUUAAAAUCAUUUAGUAAGCUUCCUUUUAUUAACCCUUGGGGGGUAUAUGGCCCCCUGUUUCAGAACCGCUGGUGUUGAAGAAGUCUUAAGCACUGCCAUAGUGUAAACAUUCAGUGCAUGAGUUACAGCUUUAACAAAAGUAUUUGCAUCAUGCAUCAUUUCAGGACAGUAAAAUGGAAAUGGAAACAAUAUUUUUGAAGCGUCCAGCAGACAACAGACUUCAGAAUGUAAGAAUGUUAUAUCAUUUAAACUGUCGCUACAUUUAAUAUGUUAUAUUAAAAUAAUUUUUAAUUGUUAAAAAAAAAGUAAAAGUUUUGAAUUAAAUUAUAUUUAAUGGAAGCUACUCUCAUCUAAAGGAUAAUUAAUCAAAUUGAUAUGGCACACUUGUAAAUAAAAUUUGUUUACAUGAAAGGAUGCCCCUUUUAUUCCCAAUAUAAUCAUAUGCUAAAAAAAUAUACUUUACUUAACUUUUGUCCUGUUUGUAGUGUUAGAACAUACUGACUUCGAAUUGAAAAACAUUAAUCAUAGCAUUGUGUUUUGGUUUGUUUUGUUUAUUUUACUCCUGCUUUUUUAAAUUUUAGUUUUAUUCAUUUUUUUUUUACUUUUUAUUAUUUCAUUAAGAGAUGUGAAUUUGCAAAUUUUACUGAGUUAAUGUGUUUGGAGGUAAUAUAGAACUAAACACAUGGAUAUGUUGUCUGACCAGGUUUAAACUUUGAUCAAACUGAAUAAAUGAGCAAAAUUAGUUUAACAUUUAAAAUAUACAUUUUUUAAUGUUACUUAGAGUUUGAGUUUGUCUUUGUGCAAUUUUCAAAUAAAAAUGUGGAAAUGCAGCCUUGAGUGAAGCCAAAUUUCUACCAAUACCUAACUAUUUUAUUCAAGUUCAUUAAAAAAAAAAUAAAAUGAUUGUUAUGACGACUUUCAAAUUGCUAGUUCAAAAUGAUGAAUCUUUUUGCCUUUGAUUUUUACCUCUGCCUCAUUUUUAGGUUAACUACGAAAGUCCUUUGUAUUACUUGGGCACCGAUAAGCUAGUCAAAGUGUUCGCUGCAAUGCUGAUGGAGAGAAAUAUCAUGUUGUGUUCUAGUAAUCUGAGGUAAACUUUUACGACAAGUAAAGGCAACAAUGGUUGAAAUUAUAGACCACCAUUGUCCUAAUAUACAUUAUGAAUAGUUGCAGUUUAAAAAAUAUAUGUAUAAAAUUAAGCUUUGUUAUUCAAACUUUUUUGCUAGCUAUUAUUUAUUCUCUUUAUAGUGUAACAAUUUAUUUUUCUUCAUUUCUCCUUUAUUACUUUUUUUUUUUUAAAUCCUAUGAGUGCCAGCACUAAUCAAAACGGACUAUCUGGCAUCAUGAACUUUUAUGUACCACCUCCCCAGUGUUCUGACCCAGACAGUGCACGCCCUGGCCGCCCUUUUGUACCCCUUCCAGUGGCAACAUGUGUACAUACCGCUACUGCCCUCGGAGAUGUUGGAUGUUGUGUGUGCACCGAUGCCGUACGUGCUGGGUGUGCUCUCAGCUUUCUUACCACAAGUUCUGAAAAAGGACCUCAGCCAGGUUGGCCUUUGCUAGUUCUAGGAGAUUAUUUUUUUGUUAAAGUGAUAGAAGCUUGUAGUCUAGCAGGAAGAGUUUGACACACAGUGAAACCUCUUCAUAGCUCAAUAAUUGGCGUCCAUAAUAUAGACAAAAUUAUCAUUUAGCCAAGAAAGCUCUGGAUUCAGACAGUUGGGUACAUGGGUAGCUGUCUCUUGCUGUUACAAUCAUCAGAGAGGCAUUGGUGUUAUAAAGCAAAUGCUGUAGAUUGAUUUAUAUAGUAAAGCGAAAACUAGAAAUAUAUUUAUAUUGUAAAGAAAAAUCAUCUCUCAAACAAAGCCCAAUGAUAAGUUUAUAUAUUUUUUUAUUUUUUAGGAUUAAAUUUUAAUUGAUACUGUCAAUUUUUUUUUACAGUACAUUUUAAUUGUGGACUUGGACAAAAAAAGCAUUGUCAGAUGUGUAGGAGAUGAAGCCAACCUCCUGCCAAGGAAAGUCCAGAGGGCCCUCAAAUCUGCUAUAAACUUGUGCAAAAUUGACAACGGUAACGACUUUUGUGACCAGAUGAAGAUAAAUACUGUUAUAAAUUUUUAAAAAUUUGUUAUUAUAUGAAGAAUAUGCUGUCGGUCAUAAAGUCUUGUGACAAAUUAAUUAGUUAAUCCGUUCUUAUUUUAAUGAUGUGAUGAUGAGACAAGGAAAUGGAUUGCAUCUCUCAAAGCAGAGACCAUACUUUGCAUCCCAGUCAUAGAUGACAGGUGAUAGUUUGCAAUAAUAAGAUCAAUAUUUAUUUUUAUUAACUUAUAAUUGGAAGAUAAUUGAGGUGAAAUAGUUUUAAAGCUAUUUUCAUUUCCUUUAACUUAAAAAAACAAAAAACAUAAGAGUUUAUUUUAUAACUUUAUCACUCUGUUUUUAAAUACAAAUCUUUGCAGAGGCCCGCAACGCACAAUGGCUGGUGGUGGCAGAAGCCUUUCUCCGAAUGUUUAUCGAGACUGUCGGACAUUUCGGCACUCACAUUCAGACACAACAGGAUGGGGUCAGGAUAUUUCAGGUUUGAAUAAGUUUUCUAAUCUUACAUGGUUUUCCAAGCACAUCAAAGAGUGAGACUCAUCUUCCAUAAGAGCAGGGCCAUACUGAAAGGGAGUUCUUUCUUGUGGAGCCUCAAUUCAUAAUCUCAUUUCUGUUGUUUAUAAGUUGUUAAAAAAAUGUUUAAAAAAAAAAUUGUUAUUGGAAAAAUAGCUCAGCAUAUUUUAAUUAACGCUCAACAACAAGUUAUAUAAAGUUUUCAAACUUAAUUUCAAUUAUGUGAAGUACUCUCCAUUUCAAUGGAAGUUGUGGUGCAGUAUUUUUUCCACAGUUUAACUAAGCUUAGCACAAUUUGUAAAUCUAGAAACCAUCUCAUUUAGAGAGAUAGACCCCACCCACCCCAACCAACUAAGCUAGAUAUAAAAAUUUAGCUUUGUAAUGUUACACGAACCAAAAAUAGAUGCAUGUUAAUGUAAUGCCCAAAGCAAACCGAAAUAUAUAAAUAAAUGCACAUUUGCUAUUCGAAGUUAAUAGAAAUUUAUACAGAUUUAUUUUUUUAAACUUUAAUUUUGGUAGGACUUUCCCCAUAUUGUAACAAAGUAUUUAAACGAGUCCCUGUUUUCUUGCCAAUAGAAAGAGGCUUUCAUCAUGGAGGUGGUGUCGAAAGAGACUCGCCAGUUCCUUGAAUGGUUCACAGAGACUCAGAUGUUUGAUGUCUUUAUAAGCAACCAUUUGGAGAAAACCGAUUGUGGUACCAGUGGUAUGUAG
Molecule: messenger RNA, 13549 nt
Organism: Lymnaea stagnalis (great pond snail)
Lineage: Eukaryota; Metazoa; Mollusca; Gastropoda; Lymnaeidae
Source: the annotation of a GenBank genome assembly